GGUGAGCAGCAGCAGAGCAGGUGGACAAGUGUUCUUAGUGUUCAGGUUGCUGAAGUUUCUCCAACCCUUAACCUCUUUAGUGUGUGGUACGACGAUGCGUCGGAAACGAACGUUUCACUUUGAAACAGGACUCGAUUACUCGUUUUGCUUUUUGUAAUAUUCUUACUGAAAUAAAUUUUCGAUUGAACGUUUAUCGUUUUCUAUUUCUUUGUGUUUUUUAUCAAAAGUGGUGAUUUCAAAAUCGAUAUUUUUCGACGCAUCAGCUGAUGUUUCCGAUCUGACAUUUUGAGGAAGGCGUAGAACAAUUAUUUUUGAACGUGAUUCGAAAGGUGUUCGUUUAGGUACGGAUAAUUUCGGAAAACACGAGCAAACGUUGUUUUGUAAUCGAUUUUCGAGUAGAGUAUAGUAACGAGGUAAAAGUAUUCGCCUUUGAAAUAAUGGAGAGAUACACUGUCACCGGACGUAUCGGCGAAGGUGCACACGGCGUAGUGUUGAAAGCAACGAAUAAUGACACUGGCCAGGAAGUAGCUCUCAAGAAGGUUUUGCUCAAAAGAAUCGAGGAUGGGAUACCAACGUCGAUUGUAAGAGAAGUUAAAACGUUGCAGGAGCUCAAACAUCCGUAUAUAAUAGAGCUGCUCGAUGCCUUUCCAUUCGGACUCGAUUUUGUCAUGGUAUUCGAAUACAUGCCCUCCGGACUUUGGGAAACGCUCAAAGACAAUGACAAUCCAUUGACAGUGCCGCAAACAAAAUGUUACAUGAAAAUGCUGUUGGAAGGAGUUGCUUAUAUGCACAAAAAACACAUAAUGCACAGGGACUUGAAGCCAGCGAAUUUGCUGAUAAAUAGCCAAGGUCUACUGAAAAUAGCAGACUUCGGUUUAGCGAGAUUGAUGUGGCAAGAUUCGUCGAAGGCUUAUUCCCAUCAAGUGGCGACGCGGUGGUAUCGAGCCCCGGAACUACUGUACGGGGCAAGAUUUUACAGCGACUCCAUUGACAUGUGGUCAGUCGGUUGUAUAUUCGGUGAAAUGUUGAAUAAUUCUCCACUUUUUCCUGGUGAAACCGACAUUGAGCAGUUAGCGAUCGUACUGAGACAUCUGGGGACUCCGACUGCCGAAACUUGGCCCGAACUCAGCUCUCUGCCGGAUUACAACAAAAUAACGUUUCCCUAUCACAAAGGAAUUCCUUGGGAACACGCAAUCCCUGACGCGACUCCCGACGUCCUCGAUCUCGUGAAAAAUAUUCUUCUCUACAAUUCCGUCAAACGUUUGACAGCUCAGGAGGCACUCCUUCACGUGUAUUUUUAUUCUCAACCGUUUCCCUGCUCGCCUCAACAAUUGCCGAGACCAUCGCAAGGCCACAGAAACCGGAUAAGACUGAAGGAAAUCGAUGCCGCAAUAACGGCCAAAUCAACAGUACUUUUUAAAAACUUGUUAAGCGUUGUAUGAAAAUAAAACAAUAAUAUAUGUAAAAAUA
Messenger RNA from Venturia canescens, 1470 nucleotides. Its product is annotated as cyclin-dependent kinase 20-like. Gene Ontology annotation, cellular component: nucleus. Lineage: Eukaryota; Metazoa; Arthropoda; Insecta; Hymenoptera; Ichneumonidae. Gene Ontology annotation, molecular function: ATP binding; protein serine/threonine kinase activity. The transcript is spliced from 5 exons. Gene Ontology annotation, biological process: protein phosphorylation. The record is from RefSeq and is a predicted model, not a curated record. The coding region runs from base 438 to 1442 and encodes 334 amino acids.